This is a messenger RNA of Eublepharis macularius, 4276 nucleotides long. It is a transcript of the gene STK11IP, whose product is annotated as serine/threonine kinase 11 interacting protein. Gene Ontology annotation, cellular component: cytoplasm. Bases 137 to 3532 code for a protein of 1131 amino acids. The transcript is spliced from 25 exons. NCBI's taxonomy places the organism in Eukaryota, Metazoa, Chordata, Lepidosauria, Squamata, Eublepharidae. Gene Ontology annotation, biological process: intracellular protein localization. The record is from RefSeq and is a predicted model, not a curated record. Gene Ontology annotation, molecular function: protein binding.
AGCACCCCUUUCUCCUCUGGCAGGGUUCCGUGCCUGAUCCGCGGAGCGCAAAGGGAGCGUGAGCUUCCCGCUCUAAAAGAAGGGACGUCAGACCCGCCUGGUCACAGUCACGUGCUGUCUGUGGGUAUUGCAACAGAUGGCACCUGCUACCCCAAAGGAAAUGAUGCUCCAGAGUUUAGCACAAUUACUACACGAUUCUGGAGACUUGAUUCUUGAUGGUACUAGUACAUUGACCCUAUUCACAUCCACACUGCAGUAUCUCACACAAAUCUUUGAGCAGCACCUAAUAUCACGAAACCAGAACCACGGCUUUAUUGCACUCUCAUCACAUCCUGCUGAAACUUCUGCCAUCCUUCAAGCCCAAUUCCUCUUUGAUGUCUUGCAGAAGACAUUAUCUCUGAAGCUUACUCAUGUUCCAGAUUGUCCUCUGCCAGCUGUUGUAAACAUCUUCCCCUUCAAAUCUUUGCGGCGUUUAGAGCUGAAGUGUGUCCCUCUGCACUGUUUAAGAGGCCUUCGACUUAUCUAUUCCCAGUUGGAGGCUUUGACCUGUUCCAAGUGUGUGAACUCCCUGGAGGAGAUAAUUUCAGCAUGUGGAGGGGACCUUAGUUCUGCCCUGCCGUGGUUGGAACUGCAGACAGUCAACUUCAGCCACAACUCCAUUGCUAACUUGGAUGGCUCACUGCAAUUAUUGAACGUCCUGAAGGCUUUGGAUCUUAGUCACAAUCUCCUCCAGGACUGUGAGUGCCACUUGACUGUACUGACAGACCUGGAAUAUUUAAAUGUUGCCUACAACUUCCUGCCCAAAAUUCCUGACCUCGGGCUGCACAGCAGGGCUAAAUUGGUGACCCUGAUCCUGCGGUACAACCAGCUCGACAGUAUUAAUGGUGUGGAACAACUAUCUAGUCUGCAGCACCUGGAUGUUGCUUAUAACUUGCUCUUGGAACAUGCUUUGUUGACACCACUGUCUCUGCUGCACAACAUGAAAAGACUGCACUUGGAAGGGAAUCCAUUAUGGUUUGAUCAGAAUCACCGGCCUGCUACCAUGUUGCACUUAUCUCCUAGGGUCAUUUCCUGUGAUUUCCUCCUUGAUGGAGAGUUGCUGUCUGCCUCUGACCUGCAGCAUCUCUCCAAACUGGAUCAGAUGGUUGUUCGGCCACUCUACACUCCUGCAUCAGAGAAGGUCUUGACAGACCGCAGUGCCCUGGAAAGUUCUUGUGCUGCAGACCAAAGUGAUAGCCAGUCUGGAGAAAGCAGAACUGCCAGGAUACCACCUCAGAAGAAAACAAAGGGGAAGGUUAAAGUGCGCAGGGCCAGCAUCUCGGAGCCUAGUGAUACAGACCGUGAACACACAACGCUACCCCUCUCAGCAGGUGUAGUUCGGCAGCACCAGGAAGAGAUGGAGCGCAUGGACAGUUUCAGAGAUCGUUUUGGUACCCACUGGCUCCAGUAUAGACGGCACCUAGAAGCGCAAGGACAGGCAGGACCCAGCACACCCUCUGGUAGCCCCACAACAGACUCUCUAGGCAGUUCUGCUGAGGUUUCUGAACAAAACAAGAGCCCACUGCAGGAGCAGAAGACAGCUGAAGCGGAGGAAGGAAAGGAACCAGAGCUGCCACAUGCUGAAGUCGUGGUGGAAAGUGUGAAAGCAGUGGUGGAAACAGAUUGUUUGGCAUCUACAGAAGAGAGAGAUGAGGAAGAAAAACCAGAAGCGGACCUCUGCCAGCCAGUGUUGGUAAGCCAGAUAGAAGGUGAUUGUGACCCAGAACCAGACUGGAUCUUCCUACGGGUUACUGCUCGGCAUGUGAUUGAGGUGGAAUUGAAAGCAGCCAAAGUAGUACGCCGGCUAGAACUUCAAAAUCUGCAGAAAAUAGAGACAUCGGAGAUGCUGUGGAGAAGACUGGACCUGGAGCGUGUGUUUCCUGUUCUCACACUGCAUUUCAACUACAUCUGCAAGGACCGUCAGAAGCGUCGAUAUAUAGUGUUGGAUGAUCACCCUGAGCGUUGUGUACAGGAAUUGAUGCAAGUGUUGAAACCCCCCAUGGAAGGAAAUGGGAAGAAAGAUGAAGGCCAGGCAGAGGGCGGUCCAAAGCUCCAGUGCCUGAAAUGCACACGGGAGUUUGCUGCAUGCUUGCUCUCACUGCAGAAUCCAGGUCCUGCUGAAGAGACUCCAGCAUUCUCUGAACAAGGUACUACUGCUUUCAGUGAGCCCAUAAUCUGCCCCAGUUGCUCUAGCGACCAUGUGGUCAUCCUACCAUCCGAGAGGCGCUCUAGCACACCACUGCCCCCUCCAGAAUGUCUUGGUGAAAGCCAGCAGGAGGCAACUUCAGGGAAGUUCUAUAUUGGUGAAGAGAACUCUGAGAUCGGAACCAGCUCAAGCACCCAUACUCAAGAGCUGAGUGGUGACCAUGGCAGUGCUGUGCAUUCCAGUUCCCGCAGCUCUGAUGGCAGCAAGAGAGAUUUGGGCCACUGCUCUUCUCUUAGCCAAACGGACACCAAUGGUGGGAGCCUGAUGGGGAGCUAUCGCUAUGGGGCCUCUCAGAGGACUACCCCUUCUCAGCUUUCCUUGAGCUCGGAGUAUGAGGAGCACUGGAACAUCAGCCCCCCCUCAAACAGUAUGACCAUGCGGGACUUCUGUUAUGUGGACCAUCGUCUCAAGCUGUAUUUGGACAUGGAAAUCUUUGAUAAGUCAGAAGAGUUCAAGUGUUACCUAAAGGUGGCUGUAGUGAAGGAUGGCCAUCCUGGGGAGUUCCUUGCACUCCUAGUGGCUUCAGAUGUCCAGCUCCAUUUGUUGGAGGUCAAGGGAGAGAUCAGGGGGCAGCCAUCCGAUUGGCUGAAGAAGAGUGACUGCCACAGCCUCUCUGAUAUCUCUGCCUUGGAGGUAGGGCUGUGCCACCAGAGCUUGCAUAUUGAGUUUGUGAAUCCAUGUGCCUCCUACACUUUGCUGCUUCGCAAUGAGAACCGCUGUAGAAGAUUCCUGCAGUGCUUGACAUAUCUCAUGCAGGAAUUGCCAUCCAAGAACCGGAGAGAAAUCCCAGAGGUUACUGUCGUAGAAAUGAAUCCGCAUCAUCCACUAUGGGUACUGCUUGACAAAGAUCUAGCAAAAGAAGCUGGAGGUGGCUCAGCCAAGCCCUUUUUCUACCUCUUGGCAUAUCUCAUCCAAGGAGCAUCUGCCUUUCCUGUGACAUUGCUCAGCACCCAUAGCAAUCUCUUCUUGGUGGAAGAAGAUCACCAGAGGCACCAAGUCCCAAUCUCCUCUGGUGCAGAGGAUGGUGAUGAGAAGCUGCCGAAGAAUAGCUUCCAGCUGAAAGAGAGUCAGCCAAUCAGCAGCAUCAGUGGUGUUAUACUUUAUCGCUUCUCCCCUUGUGACAUGAAGCUGCAGCUUUAUGAUGAAGUCCUAAAGGUGGAGAGUACUUGGCACUUGCGCACAGAAUGUCCAGAUCUACUGGCUGAGCUGGUGGAGUGGCUGCGUGUUCCCUGGGAAGAAAUGUUUUCAAUUGCUCUCAACAAGACAGUGUUUGAGGUGCUGGAGUGAACGAGGGAGAAUAUAGAGGACUGUUAUAUUUCUCUCUGUUGAAUUGGAAGGACACUUCUUGAGCUGCAUCCUGAAUUCUACUGUGAUCUACUGUUUUAAACUUUGCCAGAUUCCAGACAGCAGCAAUGUUGCAUAACUAUGGGUGGCCAGCUUGCCUCCAAUCUCAUUGUUUUGGCAGCAGAGACUUGGCAAGUUUAAUAUUUGUGCUGUAAGGCCUUUCAGUGGCUUUGUAGGUGACUUCCUAUUUGGCAGGAGGUGAGCUAACCAGUCUGCCCACAAACUAUUUCUUGUUGCACUAAAAGACCAAAAUGCCACCCUUGGGUCACUUCCUAAGCGACUUUCUGUGCACUUGUCACUUUCUGUUCAGUAGCAGUUGCUGGGGAUCUUAGAACAGGUUGUGCCAACUAGCUAGACCAGUUCUGGAUUGUGCAUAGCACUGAAUGUGCUGGCUUGGCUAAAGGGGGACUUGUGAAUGCUUGGUGUUUUCAGGGCGGAUCCACAAAACUGUUUCUGAACGUCCCUUUGUAAUAUGGAGAACUCACUGGCUAGACUGGUCAGGGACUGCAUAUAUUGGCAAACCCAUUGAAAGGGUUGCCUUUAACUAUUGGAGCAAGGUGAUCAAGAGUCUCUGGGUGCAGAGGUACUUCGGUAUGGGUCACUGGAAGCCAUAAUCUGCCUGAGUUGGAAAAGUUUUAACUAUGAGACUUUUAAUUUUCAAUAAAAGCGGUCAUAUUUAUUAAUUUC